AUGACUGAAGCAAACGAGACGGUCGCCAUUGUUGGUGCCCUUGGAACCCAAGGUGCUUCCGUGAUCAGGGCGCUCAGAUCAUCGCCAAUCACCUCACAGUGGAAAAUUCAUGCACUAACCUCCUCGCCGCAGUCAGAAUCCGCAAGGGCUCUCAGUGAACAGGCCAACGUCUCUAUCGUUUACUGCGACGUCAAUGACCCGAAGUCCAUCCACGAGGCAUUCCAAGGUUGCACGCACAUAUUCGCUAACACUGCGUUUCAUGGAGGGACAUUGUUUGCUAAAGGUCAGAAGGCUGGUGAGGAUCUGGAAAAUGCCCAGGGUAUGAAUCUUGUGCGCGCGGCAGCCGAGACAAAGUCUUUGAAGCAUCUUAUCUGGAGUACUUUGCCGGAUAGCAAUGUGACUAGCCAGGGAAAAUGGAAAGUACCGCACUUCAUGAGCAAACAACACGCCAAUGAGUACAUCCUUGGUGGAUACACAGGCUGUGACGCAAGGAGACAACAGCAGGAGCCAGGCUGGGGUAGCUUAAGGGACAAAAGCACAUUGAUGUCCAUCGGCGUGUACGGGAGCAAUUUCCGAAACCACUCCUACAGGCCUACCAAGAAGCAUGAGCACGACGAAUAUGUGAUCCAGCUCCCUUGUUCACCAGAUGUACCUUUUUCGAUCGCUGGGGACGAAAACGAAAAUGUUGGAAUUCUCGUACGUGCUAUCUUCGAACAGCCGGAAACGUCCAUUGGCACAUGGAUCUCUUGUGAGUCAGAGCGCAUCUCCUGCCGACAAUGGGUAGCAUGCCUAGACACGGCGGCCAAGUCGCAAGGAGUUCGAAAAACAAUCACUUUCGAGGAGUGUACCAUGCAAUCUAUCGAAGAGAGAUGGGGCGUAUUAGGCAACGAAAUCGGGCAAAUGAUGGCGUACAUUAGUGAGCUUGAGGAGAGAGCGUUUGAGAACACCAGCGAUCUCCCGGAAAUCAACGCAAGUCAACUUGGAGUCCAAGCAGAGCUGGUACCUGUGCGUGUGUUCUAUGAAAAGCUGGAUUGCGUUGCACUUCUGCGAGAAGUGGAUAAUGGUGAGAUACAUUUGGGAACGGCGAGUCGCUAG
Molecule: messenger RNA, 1095 nt
Organism: Exophiala bonariae
Lineage: Eukaryota; Fungi; Ascomycota; Eurotiomycetes; Chaetothyriales; Herpotrichiellaceae
Exons: 2
Coding region: 1-1095 (364 amino acids)
Cellular component (GO): nucleus
Source: RefSeq, a predicted model, not a curated record